UUUUCAUUUAGAUCUGGUCACUCUUGGGUUAAAGUUUAGCAGGUUCCUCAAAAUACUCAACCUUUUUCUGUGUAAGAAUUACUACGAUUGUAGUAAUUCAAGACUCAAAUCCCCUUGUUAGAUGUGUAAUAAUGCAAUCCCUUUAACAGAAGAGAUCUUUUCAAGAACGAAAGACUACAAUCCAUACGAACUGCGAAUGCCCAGGAGUCCAUUAUGAAUGUAUCGGGAGCUGAGAGGGAAGAUUCCGGAAGAAGUACUUUUGUAUUAGCCGAUUCCAGGACUCCAACAGAAGACGACGUGCUGAAUAUAUACCAGGAUGUAUCCAAAUUGGCGGAUAUUGAGAGGCAUCUGAAUAUGUUGUAUCGCAGACCUUUUACUUGCUUUUCGAGCACAAAAGCCCAGUACAACUUGAUGGAACUGGAGGUCCUUCUAGGCAACGCCAAGUACGAUCCGGACAGACACCUGGCUUUGUUCGUGAACCGCUUCCACCCAGUGUGCAGCCUAAAGAUAUACGCUAACGGGAACAUCUACUGCCAGGCCUUUAGCAGGGAGAGUGCGCGCAGAGGCCUCGUCAACAUGGUGCAACUCCUGCAGGACACGGGCUACAGCCCAUCCCUACCCCACAUAAAGUUCAACGUGGUUAACGCUACCUUCUGUGUGCCAUUCCAUCUGGAUCUGCGUCGCCUCCAUCAGUGCCAUUUUGCCCACAGCCAGUAUAGUCCAACGAAGCAGCCGUUUGUGACUUACAGACUUCCGGACACCCUGAUCAAGUUUGCCAUUUUUCCCUCAGGCUACGUCUAUGUGAUGUUCGCCUCCCUGCCACGAUACACCAAGCUGGCCAUCGGCCACAUCCUGCCUAUCCUGUAUCUCUAUAAAGCUUCACCAGUCGAUCAAGGGGCCCUCGGACUUUGCCGCGGAGACAUCAACUUUCAGGUGCUCUGGGAGAAGGAGUUUCAGAGGGAAGACGACUUCUCAAUCGAAUGGUGAACAGAGUGAAUAAUGACCCCCUUCUGGUUCUACCGAUGUUUAGUUUGUAAAUAAACUUUAAUUUCCCGCAGGCCUUCCGAGAAACUUUGCACAGUCACAUGCAUAUGAGCUUAAAUAGCUCAUGAAUGUCGGAGCCCCGCCCAAUGCCACGUACUUAAGAGAAGUUUUAAUGCCUGGUUAAAGUCUUUUAAGGCUCUCCGAAAAAGUUUACUUAAAACUGAGCAGGUUUUCACAAGUUGUUGGCUAUAUGGCGGUUCCAACAAGGUCUACCAAUUUGGGAGGAGUGGAAAAUCAGUCGCAAAUUUACAAUACAGAUUUACAAUGCCAGUUCGUUCGGAA
Drosophila ananassae is the source of this 1326-nucleotide messenger RNA. RefSeq lists its product as uncharacterized. The record is from RefSeq and is a predicted model, not a curated record. The transcript has 2 exons. Gene Ontology annotation, molecular function: DNA binding; RNA polymerase II general transcription initiation factor activity. The coding region runs from base 214 to 987 and encodes 257 amino acids. NCBI's taxonomy places the organism in Eukaryota, Metazoa, Arthropoda, Insecta, Diptera, Drosophilidae. Gene Ontology annotation, biological process: DNA-templated transcription initiation.